Messenger RNA from Diprion similis, 4380 nucleotides. RefSeq lists its product as uncharacterized. NCBI's taxonomy places the organism in Eukaryota, Metazoa, Arthropoda, Insecta, Hymenoptera, Diprionidae. The record is from RefSeq and is a predicted model, not a curated record. Gene Ontology annotation, molecular function: nucleic acid binding; poly(A) RNA polymerase activity; zinc ion binding. The transcript has 6 exons. The coding region runs from base 185 to 3688 and encodes 1167 amino acids. Gene Ontology annotation, biological process: mRNA 3'-end processing; mitochondrial mRNA polyadenylation.
UUUCUCAAAACAUGCGUUUUGCACAUGAAUUAUGUUUAUACGUCAGAAUAAUAGUCUGCACCACUCCCAAGUGCAAAGAGGUCGUGGACGCCGGACAGUGAAUGUGAUAAUCAUUAGGACAAGCAAAGAUUCGAACUUCAGACUCAGACUGACAAUGAGAUGAUGAAAUUGAAAAAUAGCUGAAAUGGAUACGUCAUCGAUAUUACUUACAACAGAUGAAGAAUCAUCAAGGCUCAAUGCCAGAGGCAUUUUUAAAUACGAAAAAACUUAUUACUGUUUUAUUUGCAAACUCUCAGUGAAAGGUAUGAAAAAAUGCCUGAAGCAUAUAUCGAAAACUUCCCAUUGUCAAGCCAUUGAGAAAGUCAUCACCAGUUGUGUGGAAAUUCAUGGAAAUGUUGGCUGCAAGUUGUGUACCAAUUACGUGGCGAGUAGUUGGAGACACUUUCUUGUUCAUUUCAAUGAAACUGGCCAUUCUAAUCUUAUUCAAAUUGGCGAGCCACAACAAACUUGGACCUCAAAUCUUAUACUGGUAAAUAAUCAGAUAAUUGAAGAGAAACCGGGAACUUUUUUCUGUUGUUGUUGCAAAGAGACAAUAGUUGAAGGAAGCUCUGUCCCUAUGCAUAUUGAAGAAGAAAAACACGAAGAGUUUCAAAAAAAUCGUAUGGAAAUGGAUUCACCUGUAAAUCUCACGGAAGGUGAAUGUAGAAAACUGGUUAGGAAUUUUAUCUUCAAACUACGUGGAUUAGAUUUUUAUUGCAUUUUAUGUGACUGUUCACUACUAGGGAAAAAAAUUAGUAAACAGCAUAUUCUUUCUAAAGAUCAUGUACAAAACAUACUUAAAAAACAUAAUAUUAUUUACCAACCCCCUCACAAAGAAACUGGAAGUGUAAAAAAUGCCCAUAAAGAAUCUCCUCUUCAUGCUAUAUGCGAUGAUACAAUACCUUACAACAUGCUAUCUACAACAGAUCAAAUAUCACAUAAUCUCAAUGAAAGAGGCAUUUUUAGAAAUGGCCUAAGUUUUAACUGUAUUAUCUGCAGCCUUUCAGUGAAAAAUGCUAGGAGUUGCCUGAAGCAUGUAUAUACGAAAACCCAUUGUGAAAGAAUUGAAAAAGUUAUCACGAGUUGUGUAGAAAUUCACGGAAAAGUUGUCUGCAAGUUGUGUACCAAUUACAUGGCUAGCAGUUGGAAACAGUUUCUUGUUCAUUUCCAUGAAAGUAACCAUUUUACAAAGUUUACUGAUAAUGAUGAGCUACAAAAUACUCCGGUUUCAAAUCUUGCUCUGGUAAAUAAUCAGAUAAUUGAACAAAAACCAGGAAAGUUUUUCUGUUAUUGUUGCAAAGAGACAAUAAAUGGUGGGAGCUCCGUCCAUAUGCAUAUUGAAGAGAAAAAACACAAAGAGUUUCAAGAAAAUCGCAUGGAUAUGUAUCCGCCUGUAAAAUUCAUGGAAGGUGAAUGUCGAAAAUGGAUAAAGAAUUUUACUAUUAAUCUGUUCAGAUUAGAUUUUUAUUGCAUUUUAUGUGAUAGUUUGAUAAAAGGGAGAAAACCUACGAACAUGCACAUCCGUUCGGAAUAUCAUGUACAAUACAUGCUUACAAAAGAUGAUGUUGUUCACCAAUUUCUUUGCAAAGAGACUGCUGGUAGAAAAAAUGCCCACCAAAAAUCUUUUCUUCGGGCAACAUGUGAUGAUACAAUAACAGUACCUUCAGGGACUGGUCAAUUCAAACGCGAGCUGUUUGAAUGCGACCUUGCUGGCCUCCAAGUUGUAUCUGAACAUUUAUUGGGGCAACGAGACAAAACUUUGAUUUCUACCAACGAAAAUUUGAAGUCAACUCCUAAAGGUGAUGUAUCAGUAGAUCAUUUAUCAAGUCCAAUAGUAGCCAAGGAACCCAAGCAAAAGAUAAAAAAAAAGCCUUCAAGAAAAGUGCUCAAUCCACGAUAUUUCGAUAGUGAUAUGCAGUACAUUUAUGACAUGAAUCAAGAAAAACUGAGAAUUAUAAAAUUGAGCUGCGAAUUGUGCUUUCCAAAAGCAUUAAAUGAAAUAUACUGUUUGAUUUGUCAGAGCACUGUACCUAGUCAAGUACAGACUUUUUAUGAACAUAUUCGCAGCUCUUCACAUGCUGAUUGUUUAGCACAAAUGGAACGAGAUAAUCAACAUUUCAUAAACUAUCCAGAACAGUUGAGCGAACUGAUGCUUUCCAAGGAAUUUAUUCAAGAAAUUUCAGAUGAUACAGUUCAGUGUUUCGCUUGCGACAUAUCACGUAUGAAAAACGACGAUGCUGUAAUUCUUCAACACGUUCAAGAAGCUUCUCACAAAGAUCAAAAAGUGGUGUGGAAUGGAGCAAGCGACAAAUUUCUGCAAGAUAUUUUGAUACAAACAGAAAGCACUUGGUACAACAUUCAGUUUUAUUGUUGUCAGUUUUGUGACGUACAGUUGAAAACGGAAUUUUUCUUCGCAGAGCACGUAGAUAGUAAGAAACACCGGAAAGCCUUGAAAAAAAUUGGCUCAGUUAAGAAGAGACCGGUUUAUGAUACUUGCAUACCGUGCGCAACGUUAUGGCUGGGCUUUCCUGAAUUUUACGUGCAGCAUUGUAAACAUCCAUUACACAAAGCCUUGGUGCGAAGUGGAGACUACUCAAGAUGUGUAUUGCCAAACCAAGCAAAAGCUCUGUUAAAAAAUGCUGAGGUAGAAGUUUCAAGAUUUAUUGAAUCAUCCAAUCAAGUACUGACUGUCCAAAAAGUAAAAGUUAACUCCCUGUUAAAAUGCUUGGAAAAUACCAUAAAACGGCGCUUUUCUGAUGCCAAAGCAUAUCCAUACGGAUCACGGGUUUCUGGCUUGGGAUUUCCAGAUAGCGACAUUGACGUUUUCCUAGAUUGCGGUACAUACAAUGGAAGCAGAAACUCUGACGAUGAGGCAUAUCAAAAGCAUUUAAUAAGUUCUGUAGAGCAAUGCUUAUAUGACCAUACAGAAUUAUGGGAAAUACAUGAAACUCUGGUGUCGUCAAGGAUACCGAUUAUCAAGCUUCAUCACAGGCCCACAGGACUAAGCUGUGAUGUUUCAUUUAAAAAUGGACUAAGCGUUGAAAAUACCAAGCUAAUGAAAUGCUUUAUUAAGAAUUACCCGCAAUGCAGACAGUUAAUGCUAUUUUUGAAGAAAUGGCUACAUGUAUGCAACUUAUCAGGGUCACGCUGCAUAAUAAACUAUGCCAUUUGUUGGUACGUUAUUUUCUAUCUUCAAGUUGAAGAAAUUCUACCAAGCGUCGCCAGCUUGAUUGCGAAGGAGAAUAGAUCCAAAGUAAUUGAUAAUUGGGAGACUGGAAUUUGUGAAACGUUUGAAGUUGAUGGAAAGAGACUCACAUUCACGGAAUUGUUGCAUGGUUUUUUUAUUUUUUAUAGUAAUUUUGAUUUUCGUAAUUCUGUAGCCUGUCCGCUUCUAGGCAAGACUAUGUUGAAAAAAGAUUUUCUCAAACUUCAUUUACUACCAAAAGAAAUGACACCUUAUAUCGAGCAUGUCACUGCAAAUAACAAUGAUGACUCUGUGAUGUUCAGAGUCAAUUCAGAGAUGUGCAUUCAAGAUCCUUACGAUUUAUCACAUAAUUUGACAAAGGCAGUAACCAAGUUCACUUUGAAUCGUUUUAAGAGGUUGUGCGCAGCAAGUGCAGAUACUGUGGAAUGUGUUUGGCAACACUGAGAUGCAAUGAAUCUAUUCUGUCACGUUUUUAAUUUUAUUUCUGUUCAUUUCGAUCAGCACAGAAUUGUUUCAUACUGAUUUCACAUUUUGUUACAAUAGAUAUUCGAAUUUUGCCAGGUGAACAAGUUUCUGGCACUAGGACCAAUAUUGUGUAUUGAAAAUUUUGAUGCCUUUAUCUCUUCUUUAUUUCUGUUUUAAAUAUUUAUUCUACACUGUAAUUUACAGUGAAUUUGUAGCAAUCUUAUGAUAUCAACCAUUUACAAUGGUUAUUCUAAAACAAGAUUACCAGAGCUUCCCUAAUGUCAAAUGCUAAAAGUUUUUCCUAACAAAAAGCACACUUUCGUUUUCAGCUCCAUGUAUAAAAUACAGAACUAAUUUUUACAGCUCAUGUAAUAGAUAUGUGAAAACGAUAAUUAUUCGAAUAAUUCACAUACUGCGUUGUAGUUCCAUGUGUUUAGUAUAGAACAUUUAAGCUUAUGAUUAAGGGGAGUAAAAUCGUUAAACUUUAGACGUGUAUGUAAAUUCUAUUGGCUACGACAUCAAAAUAAAUUUCAUAAGCAACUUAAAUGUCAGUGAGAUAAGGGUAUGUUGGCUUCAGUUCAAUAUGGCAAACAUCCGUGCAUAUUUUUAUACCAGUUAUGUAAUAUAAAGGUAAUAAACAUAUCUGUUUUAUCAAUGUAUAAUUUCUUGUU